AUGUUUAAACUCAACAAAGCUCUAUAUGGGUUGAAACAAGCACCACGAGCGUGGUAUGAACGACUCACUGAAUUUCUAAUCAAAAAGGGCUACAAAAGAGGAAGAGUUGACAAAACCCUAUUUGUCAAACACUAUGGUCAAGACAUUGUCAUUGCUCAGAUCUAUGUUGAUGACAUAGUUUUUGGAUCAACACUUGAAAGCCACAAAAACCAAUUCAUCACUAACAUGGAAGGAGAAUUUGAGAUGAGCAUGGUAGGUGAACUAAACUACUUCUUAGGCCUACAAACAACACAACUAGAUAAUGGGAUCUUUGUAUCACAAAGCAAAUAUGCAAAGAACCUAGUUAAGAGAUUUGGUCUAGAAGAAAGCAAAGUUGUCAGAACACCUGUUCCAACAACAGAAAGGAUUUCAAAAGAUUUAGAAGGUAAAAAGGUUGAGCAAACUCUCUAUCGAAGCAUGAUAGGAGGCCUACUGUAUUUAACUGCAAGUAGGCCAGAUCUAAACUUUGGAGUAGGAAUAUGUGCCAGAUAUCAAGCCAAUCCUACCGAACAACAUCUAAAAGCAGUUAAAAGAAUCAUUAAAUAUGUCAAAGGAACUACCGACUUAGGAAUUUGGUAUUCUUUCGAUACCAAUCAUCACUUGUCAGCCUAUUGUGAUGCCGAUUAG
Ipomoea nil (Japanese morning glory) is the source of this 666-nucleotide messenger RNA. RefSeq lists its product as uncharacterized. The transcript has a single exon. The record is from RefSeq and is a predicted model, not a curated record. NCBI's taxonomy places the organism in Eukaryota, Viridiplantae, Streptophyta, Magnoliopsida, Solanales, Convolvulaceae. Bases 1 to 666 code for a protein of 221 amino acids.